CUGUUUCUGCUCCUCAUACUUCCACUGUCUCUUCUCUGUCUCCAUCCUUUCUUCUUCCUGACAUUCCACCUGCUGCUCCUGGUUGUGCUCCAGUCUCUAACCCAAAUAAGAGAAAGCGUGAGCACCAGCAGCAGGACCGCCCCUAUGUGAAGAAGCCACUAAAUGCCUUCAUGAUCUUCCUGCGGGACCAGAGGCCAAAGGUGGUGGCUGAGCUGAAUCCGAAAGACAGCGCUGCUGUCAACGCCGUCGUAGGCCAGAGGUGGAGGGAACUGUCUCCUGAGCAGAGGAGCAUCUACUUCGACCAGGCUCACGAGGAACAGAGGCUCCACAUGCAGCAGCACCCGGGCUGGGUCCCCAACUACAACCCUAAGGCAAAACGCGUUAAGAAGGAGCCAGCCGCCAGCUCUGCAGCGUCCAGCAGCCCAGGAGGGAGCAGCCGCAGCCAGUGACCAACAUCUGGAAUAUCUUUUUAUAUUUCCUUUGUUGUGUUCACUUUUCUAGUGUUUUACUGUUUGUAAAUCCACAUUCAGACCAAUGACCACACACACACACACACACACACACACACACACACACACACACACACACACACACACACACACACACACACACACACACACACACACAUGCACACACACACACACA
Nothobranchius furzeri (turquoise killifish) is the source of this 645-nucleotide messenger RNA. RefSeq lists its product as uncharacterized. Gene Ontology annotation, biological process: regulation of transcription by RNA polymerase II; canonical Wnt signaling pathway. Gene Ontology annotation, molecular function: DNA-binding transcription factor activity, RNA polymerase II-specific; RNA polymerase II cis-regulatory region sequence-specific DNA binding. The record is from RefSeq and is a predicted model, not a curated record. Lineage: Eukaryota; Metazoa; Chordata; Actinopteri; Cyprinodontiformes; Nothobranchiidae. Gene Ontology annotation, cellular component: beta-catenin-TCF complex; chromatin.